CUCAAUGUUUAAAAAUGUGUUUCAUCGAUUUUAGAAGUAGAUAAUUAAUGUGUUGCUUGUUAAAGCAAAGACGGCAAAUGUGUAUUUGAAAUUGAUUACAGAUAUUUAUAGCAGUACUUAAUACCGUUUGAUAUCGUUUAUUUACAAAAAUGAAACCCCACGAAUAUUGCGAUUAUGCUAUUAAAAGUUUUAAUGAAAUUACCGCAAAACCCACAAAUUAUUUAAGUUCUGAUGAAGGCUUAAUGAAUCAAUUAACAGAAGAUUUAAAAGCAUUAUAUGACUUUUCAGACACUCAUGCCAAGUAUAUUAAAUCCAAUGCUUUACCUAGAAUAAUAGUGAAAAAUUUGGAUCUUGAGCAAAUUUGGCAACAACUAGAGUUAAAAAAUGCAAAAUUGCUCACAAAAUCAGUUAUUGAUGUUCCCAUGUUAGUGGCUUCUAAAAAUCAAUUAUCAUUCAAAGACAUACAACAACAACAUUGUGAAUAUGAAGCAGAAAGCAGUAAUGAAGAUAGUAUUGAAGAAAAUAUUGGCGACAGUGAAUCUGUAACUGAAGAGAGUAGCAGGGACGAAUUUACCAGCGAAGAAUUUAACAAUGAUGAUGUUAAUGUGUAUAUUCCACAGGACCACAUAAAGAAAGGUUCUAUUGUGGAUGAUGAGUUUUUCAAGCUCAGUGAGAUGGAAAAUUUUUUAAACAUUGAAGAAAAUAAAAUAUCUGUGCAAAAUGAAAAUGAUUCCGAGUCUGAUGAAGAUGAGGAUAGUGUUGAUAUGUUUAAGCAACAAAAUGCUGAUAGUGAAGAUGAAGUCAAUGCCAAAACUGCCAAAUUUAAAGAUUAUUUUGUACAAAAAGAUGAAAAAAAUACAAAAAAAAGGAAAAUCCUUUUGACUGAAAGUGAAGAAGAAGGUGAUAGUAAUAAAAAUGUAAAAUCGAAUUUGGAGCUUAGACAAGAAAGAUUGAACCAAAAAAUUGAAGAAAUUGAAGAACAAAAAGUUAGUGAAAAGCCAUGGCAGUUAAAAGGUGAAAUAACAGCAGAUAGUAGGCCGCAAAAUUCCUUGCUUGAGGAAUUUGUGGAGUUUGACAUGACUUCAAAACCAGCACCUGUUAUCACUGAACAAACUUCGCUGCAACUAGAAGAUAUAAUUCGAAAAAGAAUAAAAGACAAAGUCUUUGAUAGUGUAGAAAGAAAAAUUAAACCUAUUGAAACACCUUUGGAAUUCAAAAAGAAACUCGUGUUGGAUCAAGAAAAAAGCAAACAAUCUCUGGCGCAAAUUUAUGAAAAGGAGUAUUUAGAGCAACAAGUUGCCCUAGAUCCUCAUCAAUCAGAGAAGGAAGAGGAACCUGAAUUGCACAAGGAAGUAAAACAAUUAAUGAAGAUCUUGUUUGGUAAACUUGAUGCUUUAUCAAAUUUUUAUUUCACUUCCAAACCCGCUGUACCUGAACUUCAUGUUGUUAGUAAUUUGCCAGCAAUUACUAUGGAAGAAGUAGCACCAGUGACUAUGAGUAAUGCUGCUUUAUUAGCACCAGAAGAAAUUAGAAAAAAAUCACAAGGGGAGUCUCUUGGAAAGAGUGAAAGAACUACUACUGAUAAAAACAGGGAGCGAAGGAAAAAGAAAUUAAAGCAAAAGAAACAUGUAAAAGCAAAAACUGACAAGGAAAAAUCAAAAAAGCUCACUGGAAUUCCAAAAAAGUAUGGCAUUAAAGGAAAAUAAAAAUAAUUAUCUGUAUACAUAUUUAUUAAAUAAACUUUCUAAUAUAAUAAGGAAUAAUUAUUUUUCAGUACA
Molecule: messenger RNA, 1778 nt
Organism: Cylas formicarius (sweet potato weevil)
Lineage: Eukaryota; Metazoa; Arthropoda; Insecta; Coleoptera; Brentidae
Product: U3 small nucleolar ribonucleoprotein protein MPP10
Exons: 5
Coding region: 150-1706 (518 amino acids)
Biological process (GO): rRNA processing
Cellular component (GO): nucleus; Mpp10 complex; sno(s)RNA-containing ribonucleoprotein complex
Source: RefSeq, a predicted model, not a curated record